Molecule: messenger RNA, 627 nt
Organism: Encephalitozoon intestinalis ATCC 50506
Lineage: Eukaryota; Fungi; Microsporidia; Unikaryonidae
Product: 26S proteasome regulatory subunit S5A
Exons: 1
Coding region: 1-627 (208 amino acids)
Source: RefSeq, a predicted model, not a curated record
AUGCCUGAAACUAUUGUUGUAUUGUUUGAUAAUGGAAUGGCUUCUCAAAACCAAGACUAUCUUCCUAGUAGAUUCAUUGUACAGAAGGAAACAGUAGAAUCUCUGAUAUCUAGGAAGUUUGAGGAUAACCAAGAAAAUACAAUAGGAAUCAUUCCUUUGGUGCAAGUACAAUCCAAUGAUAUAAUUACACCUACAAAGCAGAGAUCACACAUAAAAACCUUUCUUAAUGACAUAAAGUUGAAUAAGGAAGGAGACAUUAUGAGAUGUCUUUCUCAAUCCCUUCACAUCUUCAAUCAGAGAGAUUCUCCUGGAUGUAUACUAGUGGUCUUUCUGGCUUCAGAGCUCCAAGAGUCGGAGAAGGAUGAGCUAUUUGCAAGGAUAUACCAGCUCUUGACAUUUGGCAUUGGAAUCAAAAUGGUUUUUUUCGGAGAAGCAGUAGAAAUGGUAGAAGCCUUCAAAAAGAUCGACUUCACAAACUUUUCUUGCAUAGAGGUUAAAACCAACGAAGAGUUUAUUGACCGGGUUCUACCGUUUAUAAGCGGGAAUGAUCUGGUUGAAGAGGAUGAUCCCGAGUUGGCAGAAGCCAUCCGAUUGUCUCUUGAAGAGCAAAAAAAACAACAAAAGUAA